Molecule: messenger RNA, 1017 nt
Organism: Cordyceps militaris CM01
Lineage: Eukaryota; Fungi; Ascomycota; Sordariomycetes; Hypocreales; Cordycipitaceae
Product: methylenetetrahydrofolate dehydrogenase
Exons: 3
Coding region: 1-1017 (338 amino acids)
Biological process (GO): purine nucleobase biosynthetic process
Cellular component (GO): cytosol
Molecular function (GO): methylenetetrahydrofolate dehydrogenase (NADP+) activity; methylenetetrahydrofolate dehydrogenase (NAD+) activity
Source: RefSeq, a predicted model, not a curated record
AUGGCCGCCCAAACGACGCCCAAGACCUGCAAGGUCAUCACCGCCGAGACCAUCUCCAAGGGCUACAUGCAAGAGGUCAAGGAUACGCUGGCCAAGGUGCUCGGCGACAGCAGCCGCAAGCCCACGCUCGCUGCGUUCCUCGCCAACGAUGACCCCGCAGCUGUCAUGUACGCCCAGUGGUCCAAAAAGACUUGCGAGCAACACGGCUUCGAUUUCGACCUGCGCACCGUCGACAAGGACCUCCUCGAGGAGGAAAUCAUGAAGGCCAACGAAGACGACAAUGUCGACGGCACCAUUGUCUACUACCCCAUCUUCAACAAGAACCCGACGCACGACAAGUACGUGCAGGAGACGGUCGACCUGGGCAAGGACGUCGAGGGCCUGCGGCACCUGCACCUGCAAAACAUGUACCACAACGUGCGCUUCCUGGACGCGCCGGCCAACACGAAGAAGUCGAUCCUGCCCUGCACGCCGCUGGCCGUGGUCAAGAUCCUCGAGUACCUGCAAAUCUACAACCCGAUCCUGGCGACGGGCAACCGGCUCUUCGGCAAGACAAUUACCGUCAUCAACCGCUCCGAGGUCAACGGGCGGCCGCUGGCGGCGCUGCUGGCCAACGACGGCGCCACCGUGUACUCGGUCGACGUGACGGGCGUGCAGCUCUUUACGCGCGGCCAGGGCAUCAAGAACCCGCGCCACAGGGUCGAGGACAAGGAGGGCUGGGGCCUCGCCGAGUGCCUGCCGCUCAGCGACGUCGUCAUUGGCGGCGUCCCCGUCGAGUCGUUCAAGGUGCCGACGGAGCUCGUCCGCGACGGCGCCGUGUGCAUCAACUUUUCAUCGCACAAGAACUUUGACGGCCCGGCCAUCAAAGAGAAGGCGUCCAUCUACGUGCCGUCGGUCGGCAAGGUGACAAUUGCCAUUUUGCUGCGCAACCUUGUUCGCCUGAUUGCGAACCGCCCCCCCAAGGAUUCCGAGCAGGGCUUGGUGCAGGCUAGACACGAUGCUUUCAAGGAUGAUUGA